Molecule: messenger RNA, 2386 nt
Organism: Cuscuta campestris
Lineage: Eukaryota; Viridiplantae; Streptophyta; Magnoliopsida; Solanales; Convolvulaceae
Source: the annotation of a GenBank genome assembly
CUCUAAUAAGAAUUUUAUUCACAACCAUUAUUUUAUUGUUGUGUUGUCUGUCAUUCGCAGUGGUCCGUUCGUGCCACCCAAUAUCUCUCUUUAAGCUUUGUACUGAUUUGUAUUCUGUACGAGAUGAUUUUGAGAUGGUAUCCAUUGUUAGAAUGAGUGAAGAACAUGAUUGUGCCGAACUUUUAUAUUGGUUCGCAGUUUCUGCUCCCACUUACUCUCUUGUUGUACCAGCCGAGGAGUCACAUCGUCGUAACGUCAUGUGUGAGUGUCUUGAUGUGGUCUAUCCGGGUUCCUUAAAAUGUCUCCUUGUGAAUGUUGAGAAGGGCAUUGUGGUCCAUGGAGGUCUUGACUCCAUGUCGUGUCUUACGGAGCAUCUUCAGAAGCUACAAAAAGAGAGUUCAUUGGACUGGCUGCGCUCUUCUGAAAGGGUUUUUAAAAUGCUAUGGCCUGUGUUUCCCGAAGAGCAGGGAAAUCCCUUCCCAGGCAGAGGAUCAUGUCCUAUAACCAACAAAUUGAAUGGUGUAAAACUCGAAUACGGAGAUCAUAUUGAUAAGAUGGUUCAUGAAUCAAAAAUGUUUUCUCCCAUCAAGAUUGGCCAGUCUUUUGAUGUUAUCCCCUUUUUGUCUGGUCAGGAUGAUACGAAUUACCUUCAUCGUAAUGAUGGUGAGACUGAGAGAGUUGAAGUUAAUGAGCAGAUGUUUAGUGGAAAGUACAUUCUGGUAUGUUGUUUUGGUUUGCCUCUCUUCCGCCAAGAGCGUGAAGCACGUGAUGCCCAGGCUAUAGCAACUGCAUGCUCCGAGCUGUAUUCCAUGAGAAGCGACUUUGAGAUGGUAGUAGUUGCAAAGAUGAACCCAUUGGCCAACUCCGAGGGGUUUUUCAAUCAUUUCUUGUCAGGAUUCCCCACUUCAUGUCUGGAAGUUAGGGCAAAUGACCGUCUGUGGUGGAAUGGUGCUCUCCCUCCAUCCAAGCUUGAAGAUCUUUUAGGGUGCAAUCCCUCUGAUGUUCUAUAUAAGACUGUUUCACCAGGCAUCCAUGAGAAGGUGACUAUGUCCGAACUCAGCAGUAAGGUUGUCGGGGUGUACAUGUGCAUUCAAGGACAUUUCAUUCCCACUCUAGGGAAGGUCUAUCAACAAUGCAGAGCUCAAGGGCUAGAUUUUGAAAUAGUGCUGGUCUGUGUACCCUGGAUUGCUGACAGUCUUGACCCGGAGGUUCACAUAGCGAAUAUCGAGAGAGUUUUGCUGGAGUGGAACAUAUCCUGGUGUUGGCUUCCCCCAGCUUUUGGCUGCCCAAACAAGCUCUUCAACAGCUCUGUAAGCAGUCGGGUCAGGCGAUGCAUAGACGAGCACUUUAGAGAUCAGAUCCUCAUCGUGGGACCCCAUGGUACAUUUGUCGAACCUUACGGGGCAGAAAUCAUGAGCUUGUGUGGGACUGAUGCGUAUCCGUUCGGUAGGGAUGGCUUUUUUGAAAUGGAGUUGAAAAAGUUUGAGAAGCUAACGCUGGAGUCGUUGUUGGUAUAUGGGCCAAGGGAUUAUGUUUAUAGAGACAAUAAGAAGGUAGAUGUGAGAGAACUCAGGGGCAAGAAAAUACUUGUUUACCUUGAUAUUCUUGUUGACUAUAAUCUUGCUUUACAAAUGAACUAUUGGCUUUAUGAGAUGAAGCAAUAUUGUGAUCCUGAUGUUGAAGUGGUCCUCGUACGCCGUCAUGGCACUCGCGAAACGGGAGAUGAGGCCGAUUUAAGACUGUCUGGAUUUGCUCCUCUUUGGUAUGUGUGCCCCUUUGAUCCUCAGCACUCGACAUCACUGGAGGAGGAACUAUUCAUAGGGGGUUUGAAGAACAAUGCCGUGGUUGCAUUUGGAACAGACGGCCGCGUUUCUUCACUGGGAGCACUAGGCCGUCUGGUCAUGUUUGGAGCCAAAGGGGUUCGGUUUGAUAGAUCUGAUCUACGCCAAGAUGUCUUCGAGCAUCUGGAACUCCAAGGAAGGAUGAUGUUUGCUGGGCCAGGAUGGGAAGAAUGGUGGAAUUUCGACCCAUUUUAGCGGGUCAUUUUGGAUUCGUUAAACAAUUUGUUUGUUCAAAACUCAGUGUUUUUUUAUUCGAUUUCGGAUAAAAAAUAGGUCAGGUCAUUUUUUGACAAGUUUGGUUAAAACUAAACUCAAAGAUGUGUUUUGAGAGAACUAUUUUCACCAGUUUUUACUUAAAUUAGACUAAUUUAGGAUCUUGACCUAAUCUAUUUAAAAUCAAUAAUUUAUUUGUUUAUAUAGUCAAAUAUCAAAUUUUUCUAGAAUUCAAAUGUCACUUGAUUAGUAUUGUACUUCCUAGUCCUAUCAUUUUGUGGUAAGUACUUUCGAGUCGUAUUGUUUUUUUGAAAUAAACUCUGGAAGCAUUA